Durusdinium trenchii is the source of this 1945-nucleotide messenger RNA. The record is from the annotation of a GenBank genome assembly. NCBI's taxonomy places the organism in Eukaryota, Dinophyceae, Suessiales, Symbiodiniaceae.
AGCUUGAGGCUGAAAGUCUGCCGUUGCCGAAGCUUGUGUGCAGUUUGGGGGUCCAACUCCCAUGGGGGUUGCGGAUGCCAUGGCUGAAGAGUUCACCUACUUUUGUCGCUGCGACGUUUGCCGCUGCAGCCUUUUUCGCGGUGACAACUGGUAUCACAAGCCCGGAACCAACUACGACCUAUGUGCCCGAGACUUUGCUAAGCUCUCGGCUGAGGAGCGGCAGGUGUACGUGAACAUUGCCACCAGCAGUGACCUUGGUAGCCAGCAGAAUGAAUACAUCUUGGAAAUCAAUCAGUACUUGGCUCGUUGCGACCAAUGCCGCAAAGCAGUUUCUUUGGGAGAUGACUGGUACCACAAGCAAGCAGAAGGAAACUACGACCUUUGCGCCCACCAUUGGAAGGACCUUCCAGAUGCAACCAGGAACCAGUACGUGAAUGUUUACGCCAGCAAGGUCUUGGGUGAGAGGAAGCUUCAGUAUGUGCUGCAAGAAGAAAUUGACAUCGCUGAAAGAGAUUUGGUGAUGGUCGUGCUAGAUGUUGAGGGCACUCUCAUGCCAGAAGCUUGGCUAGAGCUUCAGAAGAAAACCGGCAUUGAAGGCUUGAAGCGAACCACUGCCCAUGAGCCGGACUACGACAAGCUCAUGAGAUACCGAAUCAACUUGCUGCGGGAGCACAACAUUAAGCUCAGCGACAUGAUAGAGGUGGUGAAAGAUUUAAAACCAUUGCCCGGUGCCAAAGAGUUCCUGGACUGGCUCAAGCCACUGGUGCCACGCAUCCUGCUGCUGACGGACACCUUCGAGGAGUAUGCCAUGCCGAUGUUUGAACAACUUGGCUACCCCUCGGUUUUUUGCAAUUCUUUGGUGGUUGACAGCGACGGCUUCAUUUGCGAUCACAUUUUGCGUUUGAAAGAUCAGAAGCGCAAGGCCGUGGAGUCCUUCCAGAGAUUGAAUUUCAGAGUCAUUGCUGUUGGGGAUUCUUUCAAUGACGUUUCCAUGCUCACUGCUGCGGAGCCUGGCAUUUUGAUCUACCCCUCCGAGAAGGUGAGGAAAGCACAUCCAGAAUUUCCUGUGGCAAAGGACCACAAUGACCUUCGCGCGAAGAUAGGUCGAAUUUUGAGUGCCAACAAGCAAAUUCUGCCCAAGAAGUUGGCCGAUCCACCUCCGCUGAGCGCUACAGCCUCCUCACGAACCAUGUGGCUUCUUGUCUGCAAUGUUGCCGGGUUCUUGGCUCCAGAGCCCUGGAUAGCCGUGCAGCAGAGAACUAACAUUCCCGAAUUGAAGGUGACCACUGCCCAGGAGCCAGAUUAUGCAAAGCUUAUGGCGCUACGUUCCUCUGCUUUGCGGACCAAUGGCGUCAAGCUGCAGCAAAUCGUAGACAUCAUGGAUGGUCUGGAACUCCUGCCGGGAGCUACGCAGUUCUUGGCAUGGCUGAAGCCGAUUGUUCCACGGACAUUCAUGAUUACUGAUGGGCCCGAAGAAUAUGCGCUACCAAUUUUUGAUCAACUGGAGCACCCCAUGGUCUUCUGCAAUUUCUUUGAAGCUGAUGAUGAAGGGUUUUUGAAAAGGCUCAUCACUCGGCUGAAAGGUCAGAAGUUGAAGACUGUUCAGGAGCUCCAACGGCUUAAUUUCCGAAUUCUCGCUGUUGGCAAUUCCUUCAAUGAUAUUGACAUGAUUCAUGCGGCAGAGAAAGGUGUUCUUUUCAGGCCUUCGGAGGCUGUCAAGAAAGAUCACCCAGAGAUCCCAGUGGUCACAUCUUACGACGAAUUGAAAAAGUGCAUCGCCCAAGUGGUGGAGACGGUGGAGCCGAACUCCAAGAAGCAGAAGACUGGGUGAAGACUGUGAGAGAGAGAGAUGUAUAGUUUUCGGAUUUUUUUUGGGUUUUGUGACGUAGACAAAACGCACGGCGUGGCUGUGUCCCAAACCGGCACAGGCAACCAGAAAAAGGAA